Malania oleifera is the source of this 1144-nucleotide messenger RNA. RefSeq names its product protein trichome birefringence-like 43. NCBI's taxonomy places the organism in Eukaryota, Viridiplantae, Streptophyta, Magnoliopsida, Santalales, Ximeniaceae. Gene Ontology annotation, cellular component: Golgi apparatus. The record is from RefSeq and is a predicted model, not a curated record. The transcript is spliced from 5 exons. The coding region runs from base 32 to 1144 and encodes 370 amino acids. Gene Ontology annotation, molecular function: O-acetyltransferase activity.
CCGUCUCUCUCUCUCCUCUCUCUCUCUGAAGAUGGGUGGUUCCGCCACAGCUCUUCUGGUGGUGGCGGUGGUGGUGACGGUGGUGCUGCCGCUGCUGCACCACACAGAGGGACAUCACAUAAUAAAGUUGAAGAAGAAGAAGGGGGGAGGGUCAGCUGGAACCACCGGCUGUGAUCUAUUCCAAGGAAGAUGGGUUGAGGACGACUCGUAUCCGCUCUACGAUGCAUCAAACUGUCCAUUCAUAGAGAAGCAGUUCGACUGCCAGAAGAACGGCAGACCAGACAAAGGUUAUCUCAAAUACAGAUGGCAACCCGCUGCCUGUAACUUAACCCCCUUCGAUGGAGCAGGGCUUUUGCGGCGACUGAGAGGGAAGAGUAUGAUGUUUGUGGGGGAUUCGCUGAGUUUGAACCAGUGGCAGUCGCUGACGUGCAUGCUUCACACGGCAGUGCCCUACGCCAAUUACACCUCCGUCAGAGCUGGAGGCCUCUCCACAUUUGCAUUCCCAGCAUACAAUGCGAAGGUGAUGUUCUCUCGUAAUGCAUUUCUGGUAGACAUCGUGGGAACCCCAAGCGGGAGAAUUUUAAGACUGGACUCAAUACAUGAAGGGAAACUGUGGAAGGAUAAGGAUGUCCUCAUCUUCAACACUUGGCAUUGGUGGCUUCACACCGGAAGAAAACAACCAUGGGAUUUAAUUGGGGAAGGGAAUGCAACAUACACCGACAUGGAUCGGUUGGUGGCAUACAAGAAAGGGCUCACCACUUGGGCCAAAUGGGUUGAUUCCAAUGUGGAUCUUGCUAAAACCAAGGUUUUCUUUCAGGGUGUUUCCCCAGACCAUUCCAAUGGAAGCGAUUGGGGAGAGCCGAGGAGGAUGGGGUGUGAGGAAGAAACCAAGCCAAUGGAAGGGGGGAAGUACUACCCAGGAGGGCGGCAUCCAGCAGAAGUGGUGGUCGAGGAAGUGUUGCGCACAAUGUCAAAGCCCGUCUACUUGCUCAACGUCACCGCCUUGUCCCUUCUCAGGAAGGAUGCCCAUCCUUCUGUCCAUGGCCACGGAGGUCACAGAGAUAUGGACUGCAGCCACUGGUGUCUUGCUGGACUUCCUGAUACCUGGAAUCAGCUCCUUUUUGCUGCUCUUCUUCAUUCUUAA